Messenger RNA from Cebus imitator (Panamanian white-faced capuchin), 1676 nucleotides. RefSeq lists its product as uncharacterized. Lineage: Eukaryota; Metazoa; Chordata; Mammalia; Primates; Cebidae. Bases 1 to 1200 code for a protein of 399 amino acids. The transcript has 2 exons. The record is from RefSeq and is a predicted model, not a curated record.
AUGGCACCAGGGUUCCGGCCCCAUGGAGGACGGGUGACUAUACGGCCGACAUUCACCCAAAAUUCGUCAGGGUCCCAGAAACCUCUGGAGGGGGCCACAGGGAAAACCACAACAAGCCCUUGGACCACCAACCGACUUGUUGAUCCGGGGAACGGCACCGUCACCCACUCCUUCUUAGUCAUUCCAGAGUGUCUGUACGCACUCCUAGGACAGGACUUACUUCACAAACUUCUAGCAAAUAUUUCUUUCUGUGAGAGCCAGGCUUGCCUCUCAAUUCCUCAUCCCUUGACAUCAGGGCCAUCUCAGCAAAUUCUCAUCACCUGUUCUUUGUCAGACGAGUAUCUCUUGCAGGAAGCUUUAUCCUCAGAGGCAGAUCAACCACAGACAUCAGACCUUUUCCACCAGUUCCAAGAAAAUGUACCGGGAGUAUGGACUGAGACAAAUUCCCCAGGCUUGGCGAGUUGCCAUACCCCAGUCAUGGUCCAGCUAUUGGCAACAGCAACUCCAGUCCAGGUACAACAAUAUCCCAUGAGUCAGGAAGCCAGAUGGGGUAAGUCCCCCUGGAAUACCUCCUUGCUCCCCGUCUUAAAACCAGGCACAAAGGACUAUCGGCCUGUACAGGACUUAAGGGAGGUAAACAAACGAGUGGAAACUGUCCACCCUACAGUUCCAAAUCCGUACACCCUCCUAAAUCUCUGGGGACCAGAACACCACCAUUACACUGUCUUGGAUCUCAAGGAUGCAUUCUUUUGCAUCCCACUGGCCCCUGUUAGCCAGCCCAUAUUUGCUUUUGAAUGGACUGACCCCAAUACUGGGGUCUCGGGGCAACUCACUUGGACAAGACUGCCUCAGGGGUUCAAAAACUCCCCUACUCUGUUUGAUGAGGCACUUAGCAAAGACCUUGCUGCCUUCCGAGCUGAGUCCCCCAAGUGUACCCUACUCCAAUACGUGGAUGACUUACUCCUGGCUACAAAAACCCAGGAGGCCUGUAAAGAGACCACCCAGUCAUUACUAAAGACCCUACAGACUUUGGAUUACCGGGUCUCAGCUAAAAUGGCCCAACUCUGCCAAAGGAAAGUUACCUACCAGGGCUAUAUCAUAGAGAAGGGCAACUGGGCACUAGCACCCAGCCGAGUCCUAGGGGUGCUGCAAAUACCCACCCCCCCCAAGAAACACCAAGAGAAUUCCUUGGGGCAGUAGGGUACUGCAGGCUACGGAUUUUGGGAUUCACCAAGAAAGCGAAGCCCCUGUAUGCCUGCACUGGAGGAAAUCAGCCCUCUACAUGGACAGAGAUAGAACAACGGACUUUUGACAAGCUCAAGACUGCCCUGACUACAGCCCCAGCCUUGGCCUUGCCAGACAUCUCUAAACCCUUCUUGUUGUUUGUGCAUGAAAAACAGGGAGUUGCUAAGGGGGUGCUCACCCAGACAUUGGGACCAUGGUCCCGGCCUACCUUUCAAAAAGGCUUGAUCCCAUAGCCUCUGAGUGGCCAGCUUGUCUGAGGUCAGUGGCAGCUACAGCCCUGUUAAUCAAGGAGGUGGAUGAACUAACCUUGGGGCAGGAGUUAAAUUUAGUGGCACCCCACGCGGUGGAGUCACUACUCCGUGGAGCUCCAGGAAAAUGGAUGUCAAAUGCCUGCAUAGUUCAAUAUCAGGCUUUACUUUUGGACCAGCCCC